Messenger RNA from Phlebotomus papatasi, 1252 nucleotides. RefSeq lists its product as uncharacterized. The transcript is spliced from 2 exons. Bases 103 to 1086 code for a protein of 327 amino acids. Gene Ontology annotation, cellular component: sarcolemma; sarcoglycan complex. NCBI's taxonomy places the organism in Eukaryota, Metazoa, Arthropoda, Insecta, Diptera, Psychodidae. The record is from RefSeq and is a predicted model, not a curated record. Gene Ontology annotation, biological process: muscle organ development.
CGCGCAUUCCCUUUCCAGGCAUGCAGAAAUUUGUCAAUUUUGGGAUUUUGUGAAAAAUCUUGUGAGAAAAAAUCAAUAUUUUCACCGAAAACCGAGAGAAAAAUGGAUAAUACUUUCGUGCGGAGUGCUUCUCCUCAGUUCUCUGACGAUGGGGAUGAUAGUGGAAUGGCUACACUGCCAAUUGGGGAUGUUUCUAGCUAUCCCCAAAGCACUACUCACACCUACAAUCCACCGAGGGUCAAUUACCUCCCGGAGUCUGAGAAGGAUUACCUCAAGGGACGCAAUACUUGUGCUUUUUGGGUGCUUGUUAUCCUCCUUCUGAUCCUCACAAUUGGCAAUCUCGCUCUCACACUUACUAUUGUGGGAAUUUUACGCCUUGGGAGAGGGAUGGAGUUCAUGGAACUUGUUCCUGAAGCAGACACUGUUAAAUUCUUCGGAAACACUGACUUGGAUCGCAUCUACAAACGCGAUGGUCAAUUGGAAGGAUUCACAGAUGUUCCUGUAACAAUUACCGGUGAUGCAGGAGCAGUUCUGUUGAAUCUAGUCAAUCGCAAUGGUCACAUUCACAACAAGGUUCAUAUGGGACGCAAUGGGACUCAUUUUAAAGGAAUCAAUCUCUUUGAAGUUCGUGAUCCCGUUACCAAGGAAUCGAUUUUUACGACAUCAAAGCCCAGAUAUAGCAUCCCUCAGGGAGUUCGCAAUCUUAAGACAACCACCGUUAGCGCCAGUCGUGUCACGAGCUCCAUGGAGGAGCCUCUCCAAAUCCUGGCAAAAGGAAAAAUGGUCCUGCGUGGAGCUGAGGGGACAGAGAUGGAGAGUAAGGAAAUCAUCUGGUCAGCAGAUCAAAAUAUCUUCCUAAAGUCUAUUAAUGGAUCAAUUGUCCUUGCUGGAAACAAUGGAGUGUAUUUGGACAUGAAAAGCAUCCCUAUUGUUCAGGCUGAGCAUGGAUUGAGGGCAGGAGCGAUGCAAUUUAAAGUUUGUGUCUGUAUGCCUCAAGGGAGACUCUUUCGAGUGCCAAUUCCUCGUACGCACAAUGGAAAAGGAAGCUGUACUCACUUCAAUCCUCGCUAUGAUCCCUGUGCCUGAACAAUUUUCUUUCCAGGCACGCUCAUAAUAUUCUCUGUAGUGAGCUUUUCGAGAGAAAAUGUAUCAGCAUCAGCAAUGGUUAUCAUAUCGCUAUUUAGAUCAAAAUUUGUGUAUUACCAUUAAACUUUGUGGCUUUUGCGAAAAUAAACAGUAAUAAAAAGUAAAA